Messenger RNA from Orbicella faveolata, 1647 nucleotides. RefSeq names its product retinol dehydrogenase 8-like. The record is from RefSeq and is a predicted model, not a curated record. Gene Ontology annotation, molecular function: oxidoreductase activity. NCBI's taxonomy places the organism in Eukaryota, Metazoa, Cnidaria, Anthozoa, Scleractinia, Merulinidae. Gene Ontology annotation, cellular component: cytosol.
GGGGAAUAAUGAUUAUUAUUUCAUGGUGACACGGUGAGUUGUUACCAGUCUUUUGUGCACUUAGUUUCUGGAUAAUCAACUUAUAUUUAUCCAGCUACCCUGGCCUCUCUCGUCUCCCGCGAGGGUUCAACCCCUAUACGGCAGAAAGGAAGUUUGACGGUCUGGACUACCUGUGAGGUAGCCUCCAGGCUAAAGGAGGCAACCGAAAUAAGAACGAACGCCCGCUGUACUCGUCUCUAUGUCCUAUCAAGUGGCGUCAUGAUUGUUGCGUGACGUUAUUAUGACCUAUUAUGAUUACCUUUGUUUGAGCGUGGUGUCAGCGGUAAGCUUGCAUAAUCUGGAAUAAUCGUUCAUCAGGGAUAUCAUGGCUUCUCAAAUCGUGCUGAUCUCUGGUUGUUCUAGCGGCAUAGGACUCGCUACAGCCGUGUUUCUCGCUAAAGAUGCUGACAAACGCUUCAAGGUUUACGCCACCAUGAGAAAUCUGGCGAAGAAAGGACAACUGGAGGAAGAAGGAAAGGACUGUCUUGGAGACACAUUGAUUAUCAAACAGAUGGACGUGUGUAGCGAUGAAUCAGUCGAAAAAGCUGUAAAAGAAGUGCUGGACGCUGAGGGAAGGAUUGAUGUGUUGUUCAACAAUGCCGGCAGUGGCUUUUUCGCGGCUUCAGAAUUUGUCCCUAUCAGUGUUGCUCAAGACAUGUUCAACGUGAAUUUCUUUGGCACUCUCCGCUUAAUCAAGGCAGUGUUACCCAGCAUGAAAGCGAGGCAAAGCGGGCACAUCAUCAACAACAGUUCUGUGUCGGGGAUUAUGGGUAUCCCUUUUCUGGAAAUUUAUUCAGCGUCAAAGUUUGCUGUUGAAGGGUUGAGUGAAUCAUUGGCUCCGCGUCUACAACAGUUUAACAUCAGGUGUACGAUAAUUGAAAUAGGUCCUGUGGACACCCAGAUCGCACAAAAUGCUCAAGACUGGACCAAAACCCUAGAGGAGCCUGAUGAGAAAACGAAGGAGUUAAAGAAGAUAUGGGAUGGAAAUUUCGUGGCCUUGUGCAGUAAGAAGAUGGACUGCUAUGAAAUAGCAGCCAUAAUCCAAGAGAUAAUUCUUGGCCAAAACACCAAAUUCCGCUGUUACACACACGCCGAGUUUAUGGCUGGUGCACUUGCCGCCAAGGUCAAAAAUUCUGCCACGAAUGAGCCUAUUGAAAUUAUGACCAAACUGGUGUUUGGAAAACGAGAGGAUGAGAAUUAAAAAGAUGAACCUUUUCAUUCCAAGAUCGAAAGACUAAUUUUUCUUUAAUACAGAUAGGUUUAGUUACAGUUUAAAGUGAUUUAUGCUCUUUCUUUCAUAAUAGGCCGUUUCCGAAUUACCUUGUGCCUCUGUUUCAAAACGAGGCCUCGUGAAAAACCUUUCAUAUGAAAAUGAGUUUGAUUUCCAUGAAAAUAAACCUGUAGGACGAAAACAUUUUUAUAUGACCUUGGCUCCUCUGCUUGAUUGGUAAUAUGUAGAAGAUGAUUACUGAUGAUUACUGGUGGAAAGUUCAGCUGCAUGUUGCAACUGAACUUUGCAACUCAGUUGCAUGUGCAAUUAUUUAAACACUCAGGGUCUUUAAAUAAUUGAGGAGAAAGUGCUGCCUUUGUAAUGACAUCUGCAAAUGG